Messenger RNA from Durusdinium trenchii, 1124 nucleotides. The record is from the annotation of a GenBank genome assembly. NCBI's taxonomy places the organism in Eukaryota, Dinophyceae, Suessiales, Symbiodiniaceae.
GUCUUAAGCCACCACCUGCUCAACAUGUUUGCGCUGCCUCCUCCAGAUGAAGACGUUGACUGGCUGGUGAGCCCAGUUCUCAACAGAAAGGGAAAGAAGUCCUUGCCUGUCUCAGACAGUUCCAGUUCCAAUGUGCUUGCAGCCCUGUCUAAGAGACAGAAGAAGCAGAAGUCGCACAGUCAGUCCCGGCUGCCUGGUCGUGGUGGAGAUGUGGGAGAAGUCAACCAUGGCCUUGUGGCAGUUGAUGGUUGUGAUUGGGAGCUGCCCUGCCCAGAUGAUGGCAUGAUCUUUGAGGAGGACAUUGUGAUCCUUGAGGAUGAAGUUAUCAAAGAGCCAAUGGGUAGAAUGGUGCAGCAAGUUCCCCAUGUUUCCACGCCGGCAGGUUGCCAAGAGAUGUUGAUGGAGUUCUUUUCACCUCCAAGAAUUGUCCCUGUUUGCCAGUCACGAGGCUGGCCAGCUUCUUGCAGCUGGGACAUUACCCAUGGAUGGGAUGCCAACAACCCGCACGACCGUCAGCGGUCAUUCCAAGCUCUAGAUGAGUUGGACCCUCUCAUGACUACUUUGAGCCCUGAGUGCACAAUGUUCAGUGUGAUGCAAAACUGCAACAAGAAGAAGGUGGACCCCCGUGUGUUUGCAAGACGUUUGGCAGAAGCUGUGCAACACAUGAACCUCUGUGCAGAUAUUUGCAAGCGUCGUGCUCAUAGAGGGAGGUACUACCUCUUGGAGCACCCAUCGGGUGCUUCAUCGUGGCAUUUACCUUCAAUCGAAGAGGCCAGAAGCAUGCUUGGUGCUUACUUGGUGUCGUUCCCUCAAUGCCAGUAUGGCUUGAAAGCCCCAAAUGGCAAGCCAAUGCGCAAGCUGACGCGAUUCCUCACCAAUUCGAGACAUGUUGCAGAAGAGUUCUCCAAGAAGAAAUGCACAUGUGCAGAGCACCAACCCAUUGAAGGUUCCUGUCAAGGACACAAACUUUCAAAGUGGGCUCAGGUCUACCCUCAGCCCUUGAUCAAUGCCAUUGUUGACUGCUGUGAGCGUGAGCUUCGGGACCAGUAGUCUUGCAGGCUACUUUGUGUUCAGGCUUGCGAUGGUCAGGCAAUACCAAACUUGGUACAGUAGAAGACUUGGGG